Messenger RNA from Phyllostomus hastatus (greater spear-nosed bat), 4551 nucleotides. It is a transcript of the gene HNF4A, whose product is annotated as hepatocyte nuclear factor 4 alpha. Gene Ontology annotation, biological process: anatomical structure development; cell differentiation; positive regulation of transcription by RNA polymerase II. Gene Ontology annotation, cellular component: nucleus. The transcript has 10 exons. The record is from RefSeq and is a predicted model, not a curated record. Gene Ontology annotation, molecular function: RNA polymerase II cis-regulatory region sequence-specific DNA binding; nuclear receptor activity; zinc ion binding. The coding region runs from base 155 to 1579 and encodes 474 amino acids. Lineage: Eukaryota; Metazoa; Chordata; Mammalia; Chiroptera; Phyllostomidae.
AGCCUCCCAGAGGACAGUUGGAAAGGCAGGAAGGCAGAGAGCCGCUCUGGGAGGAGACGGGGGGAGGAGGGUGCAGGGCGGGGGCCACUCGGCCAGGAGCCUUCGAGGUGGGCCUCCUGGGCAGGGCAAGUGACUGAGGUGUGGAGGGGGGAGGAUGCGCCUCUCCAAAACCCUUGUCGACAUGGAUAUGGCCGACUACAGCGCUGCGCUGGACCCCGCCUACACCACCCUGGAGUUCGAGAACGUGCAGGUGUUGACCAUGGGCAAUGACACAUCUCCAUCAGAAGGUGCCAACCUCAGUGCAGCCAACAACCUGGGCGUCAGCGCCUUGUGCGCCAUCUGCGGGGACCGGGCCACGGGCAAGCACUACGGCGCCUCGAGCUGCGAUGGCUGCAAGGGCUUCUUCCGGCGGAGCGUGAGGAAGAACCACAUGUACUCCUGCAGAUUCAGUCGGCAGUGCGUGGUGGACAAAGACAAGAGGAACCAGUGCCGCUACUGCAGGCUCAAGAAGUGCUUCCGGGCUGGCAUGAAGAAGGAAGCCGUGCAGAACGAGCGGGACCGGAUCAGCACACGCAGGUCAAGCUAUGAGGACAGCAGUCUGCCCUCCAUCAACGCGCUCCUGCAGGCCGAGGUCCUGUCCCAGCAGAUCACCUCCCCUGUCUCCGGGAUCAAUGGCGACAUCCGGGCAAAGAAGAUCGCCAGCAUCGCGGACGUGUGCGAGUCCAUGAAGGAGCAGCUGCUGGUGCUCGUGGAGUGGGCCAAGUACAUCCCGGCGUUCUGCGAACUCCCCCUGGACGACCAGGUGGCGCUGCUCAGAGCCCACGCCGGCGAGCACCUGCUGCUCGGAGCCACCAAGCGAUCCAUGGUGUUCAAGGACGUUCUGCUGCUCGGGAACGACUACAUCAUCCCGCGGCACUGCCCGGAGCUGGCGGAGAUGAGCCGGGUGUCCAUGCGCAUCCUCGACGAGCUGGUGCUGCCGUUCCAGGAGCUGCAGAUCGAUGACAACGAGUACGCCUGCCUCAAAGCCAUCAUCUUCUUCGACCCAGAUGCCAAGGGGCUGAGUGACCCGGGUAAGAUCAAGCGGCUGCGGUCGCAGGUGCAGGUGAGCCUGGAGGACUACAUCAAUGACCGCCAGUACGACUCGCGCGGCCGCUUUGGUGAGCUGCUGCUGCUGCUGCCCACCCUGCAGAGCAUCACCUGGCAGAUGAUCGAGCAGAUCCAGUUUAUCAAGCUGUUCGGCAUGGCCAAGAUCGACAACCUGCUGCAGGAGAUGCUGCUGGGAGGAUCCUCCAGCGAUGCCACUCAUGCCCAUCACCCCCUGCACCCUCACCUGAUGCAGGAGCACAUGGGCACCAACGUCAUCGUCGCCAACACCAUGCCCGCUCACCUCGGCAACGGGCAGAUGUGUGAGUGGCCCCGACCCAGGGGGCAGGCAGCCACCCCUGAGACGCCGCAGCCCUCACCGCCAGGUGGCUCGGGGUCUGAGCCCUACAAGCUCCUGCCAGGAGCCGUCGCCACCAUCGUCAAGCCCCCCUCCGCCAUCCCGCAGCUGACCAUCACCAAGCAAGAAGUCAUCUAGCAAGCCGCCGGGGGUCGGGGGCUCUGCUGGCCCCCCAGCCCCCUCAGAGAGCCCCUGGUGGUCCCUCCACCACAGUGAAGGGAGCUGUGACCCGAACAGGGCCAGCCCCAGAGCAGGAAUGAAAAGGGCGAAGGGCCCAAGAACUUGGGCCGUGGACCGCAUCCCAUUGCCACCCUCCACCCCUGCUCUAGACGCGGGGCUCCGACCUGGGGACACCCCAGCUGGACACCCUCGGCUGCCUGGGACAACUUCGCUGAAGCCACUGCCUUCCGCUCAUCCGCUCCUGCCCCACCCACUUCGCCAGCAGAGGACCUCACUGCAGCCUGGCCCCUCCCCCUCAGGCCGGCCCUCCCCUCCCAGCGCUGCGCAGUGUCCACACCCGGGAGCCCCCACGGUGGGGUCGGCUGGGUCGCAUCAAGACCCCUUACUUACUCCUCCCUGCUCGGCUGCCCCACCCUCCAGUGCUCCUCUCCGUCUGCCGCAGCCACCGCAGCCUGUCAGCGUCCCCAGAGCCACCUCUCCAGAGCCCGAGGAAGACUUGCGAACGACUCUCCCAGUCACUUGGGAGCGUUUCCGGAGCCCUGCCGGGCUAAGCGCAGUGUAGCAGAUCGUGGAGAAGGAAGGCGCUUUCUGCCUCUGACCCACCGGUCUUCCUUUCCUCCGGGCCUUGGGUCGGACCCCUGGGGGGACCCCUUGGCUGGGAGUGAUGAUCCCUACGGACUUUCAACAAUGAAAGAACAAUUCGGGGUGGACAACCGCAACAGGAGCUGGCCGGGAAGGCCGGGCUGGUCAGAGAGAGCGCCCACAAAAGGGCAGACUGCGCACUCGGCCCCUAAGGCAGGGUCGGAUUCUGGCUUGUGCAGCCAGGGAGACAGGAUGUUCCAAGGGAGGUCAGAGCGCCUGGGCGAGGCCUGGAGGCCAGAAGAAGGGCCGUCUGGAGCGGAGGGGGCAUGCCGGGCUGCACGGGGGCCUCGAGCGCCAGACUGAGAGGCAUUGGUGCUUGGGCUCCUAGGCCCUGGGUACUUGGGAAGGGAGUGCAGCCAGCUGAGCUUCCAGACGCUGCAGACAGCAGUUCUGCGGAGGUGGGAAGGAGCAAGGAGAUCGGGCGAUGCCGUGUCCCCAGUGAGAGAGGCGAGGCUCAGGGGUGGAGAAGGACGGGUGAGUGCCCAGGUCAGAGUGACGUUGGCUUGGGGGGCAGUGGAAUUACAUGCCAGGGCCCGUCUCAAGCUCUUUCAUACUCGCGGGACUAUCUCAGGGCACUUUCCAUGCAUCAGCUCCUUUCCCGGUCCCCACCACCCAGAGAUCCGUAUAGACGAUGACACUGGGACCUAAGAGGCUGUGAGUUUCUGGAACUCACGGAGCUGGUAAGGGGCCAAGUCAGGGCUGGGUCCCAGGUCCACCUGGACCAGAACAGGAGCUUUUAACCAGGGUGGCAGAACCUCUUCCCUGCAAGGACCCUUCAGUCCUCACUGGGCUAGAGCUGAGGGACUUCCUGCCCCCUCCCCCAGCCUUAGGAGCCGAAAUAUCAUGCUUUGCGGGAGCCCUGCCCACGCCCAGAACUAAGAUUCGCAUGAGGAUGCACUCAGGUCCAUUUAGGGUCCAGAAUCCUGUCUGCUGAUAAACAAGAAGAAUUCAUAGCUCUUGGGCCCUUUUCCCUCUUCACUCCUGGCUCUGGGGGGCAGUCACUCAGGGUAGAUCCGGUUCCUGACGGUCCAGGAGUGGGCCAGUUUGCGGGGGCAGGGGACAGGUCUGAGCCUGCGACUUGCUCUGGGGCGCGUCACUCAGGGUACAUCUGGUGGGAAUUAAAGCUGGGACCAGAGCUGUGCUUAAGUAGGGGGGGUGAACAGUCAGACUGGUUACCGACACCCCAGCCAGGGAUGACCCUUCUGAGCAGACGGGGGCAGUACCCCCACGCCCCCACAUUCCAUCAUUAGUGAUUGUUGCCUUUGGCAAAAAGAGGCGUGGAGGGUACUGAGACCGUGUGUCCGAGAGAAACCUCUACAUCUCCAGUGCUGGCAGGGUGGGCCGUCCCCACUCCGGCGAGCCAAGUCCCCACCCCCGGAGCAAGUCCUCCCUGCUCAGAGCUCUCGGGCCUUCCUCUGCCACGUCUCGUUUGGGUCCCCCAGACACCCCAGCGGGGGGCUCAGACUGGCCUGGGGCACAGUCGGGAAGCCAGAGUCCUUCUGGUCGUCGAGGUCAUUCCCACUGCUGGCUCUCCUGCCCUCACUGUCACAGUGGCCAUGCUGAGACAACGAUUUCCUGCAAGGCGGAGUGGCGUGAUAGUGGCUUUUCGUGGUAUCAGUUUUCUGGGGCAGGGGUCAGUCCUCUGCCCAAAUAACCAACCCUUCUUGGAGGAGAACUCCGUCCCACUUCAAUGCUUGGAUUGCAGUGCAGGAAACAAAACAAAGGCACGUUUGCUCCUCUGAUUCUCCACUGAGACACCACAUUGGGAAUUUUUUUUUUUGUCUACCUGAGUUGUAGCCCUAAAACAAAAUGGAUAGACUAGAGAAUGGCUGCGAGGGCAGGCGCGGACCUGCUGUCCCUCCACGGAGACAGCCCCCUCUUGAGGCAGCUCCCGGAAGCUUCCCGAGUCUACACCGCUCUCCUGAAAACAAAUGGACAAGGAGCAGGAGAAAAGGGUUGUCAGCGGCUGCUCCCACAUUUCUCCUGCUGCCCCGCCGGCCACUCCUGCCAGCCUGCUCUGUGAUUGGCCCUGCGUGGGAAGAAGUGUGGAAUUCGCAUCAGGUGGUUCUGGAGGUUCUGGAGGUUCUGGAGGUUCUGGGAGUGGGAUGGGUUCGCUCAGAUCCACCCGCCUCUCGCAGUUGCCGUGAAUGUCACUUGGUCCCCGGCUGACAUCUGAGCCCCUGUCCCUGCCACCCCAUGGGGCAAAGAAACAAUCAAACAAACAAACGUUUCUUGUGUGUUUUAACAAAAGUUUAUAAAGCGAAAUAAAUGGCGCAUAUGUUUUCUAA